GACUAACUCAUGAGGAAUUUGGUAUUAAGUUUACAAGUAUUUUGAAAAAAAAUUUUAUCGACAUUUAUAAAAAAAAAAAAAAUAAACAAAACUGAAUAUUUCGAAUUUCUUUAAAUAGCCUUAAGUAUACCCUAGUUGAAUAUUUUCCAAAAAUGUAAAAGUAGAACCAAACACAAUUUUCAUACUAUAUUAUGUUACACGGAUUGAAGUAACAACAAAUGCGACAGCUUCAAAAAUAAAAGAGUUAGUUCCCUUCCUUCAUUACUUCUAUGUGUGUAAAUUUAAAAAUGAUAUUUUAUUAAUUAGUUUAGUCUACUUGUGAUAAUAUAAUGUUAAUUUUAUUUUAUUCAAUAUUUAUUCAUUGUUUUUAGGACAAAUUUGGCGUUUUUUUUAAAUCAUAAAUAUCCUUUUUAUAGUUAUUUACUGCUGUUUAUACAGAGUGUAAAUCAUGUAUUUAAAAUUUUUUUUUUUAUAAAAAGAAUUUAUUUAUUUACGUACGGAAAUGUAAAACGAACACUUGGUACUCAGCUAAUAAUAAAAACGCAUUAAUGUCAGAAUAACUAAUAAAAAUUAUUUAUUAUAAAAUGUAUAACGGUCUACUGAAAUUUAAAAAAUUAACUCUGUAUGAAUAAUAUAUUCAUUUCUCACAUUACACAAUGUAUAUGUCAACCAUUACUUUUAGUUUGUAUCCUUCUUAUUUUAACAGAUUGUGUACAUCCUCAAACUCCAAGAGGCCCCGGAAUAUCAUCAUGUAGUUACAGUUGUUUUCGUAAAAGUUAUUGUGGUUUCGAAGAGAUUGCAGUUAGUGAUAUACCUGUCGAGUGCACGUCUUUAAAUUACGUUGGAGCUUUUGUGGAUGAAUAUUACGGUGUUGGUCCAGGCAAUUCGGGCACCGAUUACACACUUUUAGACACUUUAUUGCGCAGUAAUAAGGAUGUAUUUCUAUACUACGGCCGUGAGCUUGUAGAGAUCUGGGCUGAAAUGUUUGCUAAUGGAUGUGCAGAAGCCAACUCAUUAAAAGAAAUGAAAGGAUUACAUACAUUUUUGGACCAACAUAAGGGGAUCGAUGGUCUUAUACUUACUGGUUUACAGUAUACUUGUUAUACUAAAAAAGAAGUUCCACAGUUUACUGACAAUUUCAAAAUAUAUCUUGGUGUGCUGAAAAAAUCAUAUCCAGACAUGAUCAUUGGGAUGGAUUUAUACGCUUCACACAUCAUAAAUCAGCAUACCAAUGCAAAAUUCAAAAACUGGUUGGAUAUCAGCAUAAUAGACAAAGAUAUUGAUUUUUAUGCUAUUAGUCUAGAAUAUUUUAAUUCAUGCACUGCUGAUUUGAUAAAUACCGGAACUACUCCAAUGUCUGGAACAUCUGCUUAUAAUACAUUGGAUAAAUUAAAAGAUGCCUUAAAAUCAUCAGGAAUUCCAAAAGAAAAAAUAUAUUUUAAAUUUAUAACAAAUCCACAAUCACCUUAUAAUAAUCUUACUAUUUGUCAAGUGAAUAAUGAAAUGAUGUGUGCACAGCCAGUAAAUGCAAAAGAUUGGUGUUCAGAUACUAUAUUAUCGUUCAAUGAAAAAGGUAAAUAUGCGAAAGAUAAUGGAGCUGGCUUUAUUGCUCGUUAUAUUGAUUUUGAAGAUAAAAUUAAUAAUACUUGUGAAUGUGAAAAUACAUACUACGCCUUCAAUGCUUUGCUAGAUGGUUUUAAUUGUGUUACAUCAUCAUCCUGUAAUUUAUUUGAUAAUAUAGUAGUAAUACCAUAAUUAAACUUUUUACAACAUCCGCAAAAGUUAACAUGUACGUACACCUAUACGUAAUUAAAUAGGUAACACAUUUUCGUGUUUUAACCUUUUAUUCGUCAUUCAUUAGAUAUCGAAUUAAAAUACUUUUAAAAAAAAAAUAACAAUUUAUGUAUUUACUUACGGAAUUGUAAUACACACAUUUGUUACUCGUUAUAUAAAUAGCUUUAUAAUAUAAACAUUAUAUAUUUAGAUAAAAUUUAG
This is a messenger RNA of Aphis gossypii (cotton aphid), 1995 nucleotides long. RefSeq lists its product as uncharacterized. Bases 625 to 1755 code for a protein of 376 amino acids. Lineage: Eukaryota; Metazoa; Arthropoda; Insecta; Hemiptera; Aphididae. The record is from RefSeq and is a predicted model, not a curated record. The transcript has 8 exons.